Ipomoea nil (Japanese morning glory) is the source of this 786-nucleotide messenger RNA. RefSeq names its product selenoprotein H-like. Lineage: Eukaryota; Viridiplantae; Streptophyta; Magnoliopsida; Solanales; Convolvulaceae. The transcript has a single exon. The record is from RefSeq and is a predicted model, not a curated record. Gene Ontology annotation, cellular component: Golgi apparatus. Bases 98 to 550 code for a protein of 150 amino acids.
AAUAUUCUCUCUCUCUCUCUCUCUCUCUCUCUCUCUCUCUCUUCCUUAUUUCGCAUUAAAACUGUCCAAAGUUGUUGUCUUUAUCCUCCAAAGAAAAAUGGCACCCAGGAAAAGAACAGCUGUGGAGCCCUCGACCAGGGUGACUCGGAGCUCGACUCGCCUGGUCAACGCCAACUCGGACAACCCGGUGGAGCCGCCCAAGGCCAAGAAGCCCAAGAAAACCACCGCCGCCGCCGCCGCACCCAAGGAAGGGAAAGCAACCCUCCCGCCGCCGCCGGCGGAGGAAGGGAAGACCAUCGUGAUAGAGCACUGCAAGCAGUGCAACUCGUUCAAGACUCGGGCUUUGACGGUGAAGGAGGGGCUGGAGAAAGGCGUCGCUGGCGUGAACGUGGUGGUCAACCCGGAAAAGCCCCGGCGGGGAUGCUUCGAGAUCCGCGAAGAGAAUGGGGAGAAGUUCAUCAGCCUUCUGGAUAUGAAGAGGCCAUUCGCACCCAUGAAGGCUCUCGACAUGGAUAAGGUUGUCUCCGACAUCGUUGAGAAAAUCAAAUGAUUAAAUCCCCCACUCUCGCAGAUUUGGGGUUUCUCUAUUAUCAGUUUGGGACUUUUUUCAGUUUUUUUUUUUGGGAAAUCUUUUGCAGUCGGAUUCCUGAUUUUAGGGCGUUCUUUGGAGGAAAAAACAGAAAUCUUUUAUCAUCAUCGUACUGUUUCAUGUUGUUUAGGUAGGAAUUUGGAUGAAUGCUGAUGUACCUCAUUGUAAUCCAGACUUAUGAAUUCCAUUUUGUUUCU